Molecule: messenger RNA, 817 nt
Organism: Fulmarus glacialis (Northern fulmar)
Lineage: Eukaryota; Metazoa; Chordata; Aves; Procellariiformes; Procellariidae
Product: reticulon-1-like
Exons: 3
Biological process (GO): endoplasmic reticulum tubular network formation; neuron differentiation; brain development
Cellular component (GO): neuron projection; postsynaptic density
Source: RefSeq, a predicted model, not a curated record
GCGGACGGGGCGGACCAGUAUGCAGCUGGGGCUCCGCUGCGGGAUGGAGAUGGGGCUCAGCAGCGGGAACAGCUGGUUUUCGGCUCCGCCAGGGAACACCCGCCCGUUGCCAUGGCAACUGCAUCCCCAGGUGUCACAGCCUCAUCGCACCUCUUUGACUACAGCUCCACUGCCAAUGGGGGCGACAGCUCUUUCUACACCUCUCUGAUUUCGGACGUCCACUACACCACCCCACGGGACUCCACCUAUUUCACUGGAAUGUAUAAGCAGGAAAACACCCCCAUUCCCUGUUCGGGCAGCACAGAGGGGUUUAACACGCUGGGACAUCCUGUUCAAGAUGUGACUGGGUUUGAGUCCCGUGGCUUGUUUAGCUCAGAUUCGGGAAUAGAAAUGACUCCUGCAGAGUCUACUGAAGUUGAUAAAACCUUAGCAGAUCCCAUGAAAGUAGAAGCUUAUAAAUACAUGGACAUAAGUAGAUCAGAAGAAAUAAAAUACCAAGAAAAACAUGACCCUGACUCAGAAGAUGAGAGCCCAGGCCAUAUCGAUAAGUCUUCAGAGGGCGCGAAGGCAGCCAAAGAGCAAGACCUGCUUGAAGACACAAGAUCUGGUGAUCAGCAUGGUGCCUCUGUGAUUACAGCCCCUGUCAAGAUCACGCUCACUGAGAUAGAAAGCGCAGGGGAAGCUGCCAGCAAAGAGUCGAGCCCAACUCAGCCGGAGACCGGCCUGAAGCCGAGCCAUGAGGUGGUACCAACAGUGACGGUGUCAGAGCCAGAAGAUGACAGCCCGGGGUCUGUCACACCACCAUCCUCUGGCACAG